Molecule: messenger RNA, 8934 nt
Organism: Gryllus bimaculatus (two-spotted cricket)
Lineage: Eukaryota; Metazoa; Arthropoda; Insecta; Orthoptera; Gryllidae
Source: the annotation of a GenBank genome assembly
UAUGCCACACGCCCCCCGCUCCCCCCGGCCACAGCAACGGGAAGGAAGAAAGGGAAAACGUAGGCAGGCGCCCACGCUGUGCCGCGCUGAGAGAGUUCACGUGUCCCCUCGCAUUGACACUUUCGAUAAGCGCGCGCUCCGCCGGACGGUCCAGCUGACAGGAUGUCGUCAGCGUGAUGAGCCUUGCAUCCCGCGUGACUCGUAGGGUAGUAACGUCUUAUCGAGCCUCUGCAGAAUUCCUUUUUUCUCUCGGGUUGCGAUAAGCGGCGGUCCGCCUUGUAUGUGGGAAACAUACACGCCUUUUGCGACUGACCGCCUCCGCCGGAUCACGGGCGCGGCGCGCCUGUAUGGACUGAAGCCUCUGCGCAUGCGCCGCCCCGGCUCGCACUCCCAUUGGCUGAGCUUGUGGCCAGACAUCACCUCAUCGCCGGCGUGCGCUGCGCUGCGAGCUGCAUAAAACCAAGUGCGGUUUUCUUCUUUUCAGUUGAGCGUGUAUUGUGCCGAAGACAAGAGUUGAGUAGAGGUGUGUUUAGGAUCCAUCGCUCCAAACUCGAGUUGACGACAAACAACAAAGACAAUAAGAUUGCACAAGUGACACUGAAUUAAAGUUCUUCAAAAUGCCUGCUCGCUUUCCUGAAGUAGAAGUUGGUGUGGAAAUACGUAAUGUGGAUACACCUUCAAAUGUGAAUACUGGUGGACUCAGGUGGAACACAGAUGAAGAAGUGGUUAUCACAGGAUUAUCAGGUCGACUACCGGAAUGUGAGAAUAUUGAAGAAUUUCGGGACAAGCUAUUUGCAGGUGUUGACCUUGUCACAGACGAUGAUAGACGUUGGACGCAAGGAUUGUAUGGUUUGCCCAAGAGGACUGGAAAGAUUAAGGAUUUAUCCAAAUUUGAUGCAACUUUCUUUGGUGUUCAUGCAAAACAAGCAAAUGUAAUGGAUCCUCAGUUGAGAAUGCUUUUGGAAAUAACAUAUGAAGCUAUUGUAGAUGCAGGUGUAAAUCCUAGUGAAAUCAAAGGGUCUAGAACCGGAGUAUUUAUUGGAGUAUCUGACAGUGAAGCUGAUGAGUAUUGGACCCAAGAUCCUGAUAGAGUAAAUGGCUAUGGACUCACUGGAUGCUGUAGAGCUAUGUUUCCUAAUAGAAUUUCAUACACGUUUGACUUCACUGGUCCCAGUUAUGCAGUUGACACUGCUUGCUCCUCUAGCAUGUUUGCUUUGCAACAGGCACUGUAUGCCAUGAGGACAGGCCAGUGUGAUGCUGCCAUUGUCGGUGGUGUUAAUUUGCUAUUAAAGCCUACAUCCUCCCUCCAAUUCCAUCGUCUAAACAUGUUGAGUCCUGAGGGAAUGUGCAAGGCAUUUGAUUCGUCAGGUAAUGGAUAUGUGCGCAGUGAAGCAGCAGUUGUUGUCUUUCUCCAAAAGGCCUCAGUGGCACGACGAACGUAUGCUACUAUUUUAAAUGCAAAGACUAAUACUGAUGGCAACAAGGAACAAGGUAUUACUUUUCCAUCUGGAGAGAUGCAAAAGAAACUCAUCAAAGAAGUGUAUGCUGAAGUGGGUGUGAAUCCUGCUGAUGUUGCCUAUGUUGAAGCUCAUGGUACUGGAACAAAGGUUGGGGAUCCUCAAGAAGUGAAUUCCAUUGCUGAUGUGUUCUGCAAAGAUCGCCCAUCUCCACUGUUAAUUGGCUCUGUCAAAUCUAACAUGGGUCAUUCGGAACCUGCUUCAGGUCUUUGUUCCCUAGCUAAAGUCAUCAUUGCAAUGGAAGAGGGUGUCAUUCCAGCUAAUUUACAUUAUAAGGAGCCUAAUAAGGAUAUUCCUGCUCUUUCUGAUGGAAGACUUCAAGUGGUGGACAAGGCACUUCCUUGGAAUGGUGGGCUAGUGGCUGUAAAUUCCUUUGGCUUUGGUGGGGCCAAUGCACAUAUACUUUUGCGUUCUAACCCCAAACCAAAGACUCCUGCUGUACGAGAUAACAUUCCAAGACUAGUUACAACUUCUGGGCGGACUAUUGAAGCUGUUAAUAGCUUCCUAGAGAAGGUUGAAAACAUGCCAAGAGAUGAUGAGCUCAUUAGUUUGUUGCACAAAAUACAUGGUACCAAUAUUUCUGGUCAUGGUUACAGAGGUUACUCUGUUCUGGGUUCUGAUACUCCUGUUAGAGAAAUUGCUGAAAUGACAACAGAGAAGAGACCAGUAUGGUAUGUGUUCUCUGGCAUUGGAUCCCAGUGGGCUGGGAUGGCUAAGGACCUUAUGGAAAUUGAUAUUUUUGAGAAGGCUAUCAGGAAGUGUGCGGAAGCAUUGCAAAAUGAAGGAUUAAAUUUGUAUGAAGUAUUCUCCAAUUAUGAUCCAGACAAUCUAGUUAAUUCUUUUGUUUCAAUUGCUGCCGUUCAGGUAGCAUUAGUUGAUAUUUUGACAUCAUUGGGAAUUCAGCCUGAUGGUAUUGUGGGACACUCUGCUGGAGAGCUGGGUUGUGCUUAUGCUGAUGGUGCAUUUACUGCAGAGCAAACUGUUCUGGCUGCAUACUGGAGAGGUCGCUCUAUCCUUGAGUCAAAAUUGCCUCCUGGUUCAAUGGCAGCUGUUGGGCUUACUUGGGAAGAAGCUAAAGCUCGCUGCCCUCCUGAGAUUGUUCCAGCCUGCCACAAUAGCAAGGACAAUAUUACCAUAUCUGGCCCUGUUGAAGAUACAAGGAAGUUUCUCAAAGUCCUUCAGGCAGAGGGGAUCUUCAACAGGGAAGUGGCAAGUUCCAAUAUUGCCUUCCAUAGUCGUUAUAUUGCAGAAGCUGGACCAAAACUUCGAAAGUCUUUGGACAGAAUCAUUCCCAAUCCCAAGCCUCGAUCUGCACGAUGGAUCAGCUCAUCUGUGCCAGAAUCUGCAUGGGGCACUGCACUUGCACAGUCUUCAUCUGCAGCAUAUCAUGUGAACAACCUGCUGUCUCCGGUUCUGUUCCAUGAAGCCAUCUCCCACAUCCCAGAAAAUGCUAUUGUCAUUGAAGUUGCCCCUCACUGCCUCUUGCAGGCCAUCCUGAAGCGUUCUACCCCAUCUUCAUGCAUUAAUGUGGGUCUUAUCAAGCGUAAUCAUCCUGACAACAAGCAGUUUUUCUUUUCAAGUCUUGGAAAGUUGUACAAUGCUGGCCUUCAUCCCAAAGUAGCUCGCUUACAUCCUCAGGUGACCUAUCCUGUUGCCCGAGGUACCCCACGCAUUGCAUCCCUAAUUCAAUGGGAUCACUCUGUGGAAUGGGGAGUGGCUAAAUUUGGAGGAAAAGAUGGAGUUCGAUCAGGUGAAUGUGUCAUUGAAGUAGAUUUGAGCAAGGAGACUGACAGUUUUCUGGCGGGUCAUGCCAUUGAUGGACGAGUGCUUUUCCCAGCUACUGGAUAUUUGACUCUUGUGUGGAAGACGUUUGCCAAACUUCAGGGCACAGAUUUUGAAGAAUUACCUGUCGUAAUUGAGGAUGUGCAAUUUCAUCGUGCAACUAUUAUGCCUAAAGAAGGUUGCGUGAAGUUCCUCAUCAACAUUUUUGACAGUUCAGGAGAGUUUGAGUUGUGUGAGGGAGGUUCUGUAGCUGUAUCUGGUCGCAUCUCUGUGGCUGAAGAUGUGGAUCGUGAAGUUCUGAAUCUUUCUGUUCCUGCCAUACAGUCUGACCAAAACCUUCUUCCUCUUGUAACAGGUGAUAUUUACAAGGACCUCCGCCUGAGAGGUUAUGAUUAUGGAGGCAUUUUUAAAGGAAUAAUUGAAUCUGACAACAAAGGAAUUGCUGGUAAAUUGCAAUGGGUAUCAAACUGGGUUAGUUUCAUGGACACUAUGCUCCAGUUUUCAAUUUUGGGUCAGAACACUCGUGAAUUAUAUUUGCCUACUCGCCUGCAAAGAGCAGUUUUGAAUCCCAAAGCCCACAGGCAAAUGGUGGAACAGCUGACUGAGGGUGAUGGUUUGCCUGUGUACAUGUAUCGCAACAUUGGAGUAAUUAAGGCUGGUGGAGUAGAACUGAGAGGAAUGAAAGCUAGCCUUGCUCCAAGACGCCAGCAAUCUCAAGCUGCACCCAAACUAGAGAGAUAUAUUUUCAUUCCUUAUGAGAAUAUUCAUGGAGAGGGAGAAUUAUCAGAGAGUGAUGUCAAGAUAAAUUCCCAAGCUCUUACUGUGUCCCUGCAAGUGGCUUUGGAAAACAUAGGAAGUUCUUUGAAGAUGAAGGUUGUGGAAGUAGCUCAUGAACAACCUGUUGAGUCUCUUCUGGCACCAGCUGUCAUUCAUAUUCUUGAAUCAGAGCCCCAACUUCAUGUGGAUUUCACUGUUGCCUCACCGACUCUGUCAGCUUCUGCAGUUGAACCAUUGGGUACAAAAUUUACAUCAAAGGAUAUCAAGGCUGGACCUGUUGACCAAAAUGUCCAUUUAGUUGUUGCUUCAGAUGUCCUUAAGAAGGAGCAACCUGUUACUGUGAUCAGAAACAUGGCAGAAUCAGUUAAAGCUGGUGGCUUUAUACUUUUAGAAGAAACAAUGCCAAUUCAGUCUCAGUUUGUCUAUGAGGCUGGGUUAGAAGUGAUCUCAUCACAACUGGAUGGUCGUAGAGUGUACUUACUUCUUCGCAAGGCUUAUUUAUCUUCUGAGCCUGUUGUCAUCACGGUGACAGAAAAGAAUUUCACUUGGCUCGAACCCUUGAAAGCUGCUUUGAAGAAGAGUGAGACAGAUGGCCAAAAAUUCCUUGUGGUGUCCCAAGGAGAACCACAGUUUGGAAUGGUUGGUAUGAUGAAUUGCAUCAAACAAGAACCAGGCGGCAACAAUGCCAGAUGUGUUUUCAUACAAGAUAAGAAUGCACCUGCCUUCUCUCUAAAGAAUAAGAAAUACUCUGAUCAAUUGAAGAAGGAUUUGGUAGUGAAUGUUCUGAAAAACAACACAUGGGGAUCAUACCGACAUCUCAAAUUGAACAAUAACGCUGAUGCAGCUUCGCUGCAAGUUGAACAUGCAUACAUUAAUGCUUUGAUUCGAGGAGAUCUUGCAAGCCUUCAAUGGAUAGAGGGCCCACUCACUUUCUAUCGCCCGGAAAAGCACCUCGAUAAGGAACUGUGCAAGGUUUACUAUGCCCCUCUGAACUUCAGAGAUAUAAUGUUGGCCACUGGAAAGCUACCACCUGAUGCCCUUCCCGGGGACCUUGCUGGGCAGGAUUGCAUUCUUGGCUUAGAGUUCUCUGGCCGUUGCACACGUGGUCGAAGGGUGAUGGGUAUGGUAGCUGCUCGCGGUAUGGCAUCCACUGUUCUAGCUGAUCCAACGUUUUUGUGGGAAGUCCCAAGUGAAUGGAGUCUGGAAGAUGCUGCUACUGUUCCCGUUGUAUAUGCUACGGCUUAUUAUGCUCUGGUAGUAAGAGGCAGAAUGCGACCUGGGGAAUCGGUUCUCAUUCACGCUGGAAGUGGUGGUGUUGGACAGGCUGCUAUCUCAAUUGCUCUCCACAUGGGUUGCACGGUCUACACAACUGUAGGCAGUUCUGCAAAGAGACAGUUUUUGAAAGAGAGAUUUCCCAAAUUGACUGAUCACAACAUUGCAAACUCAAGAGACACAACUUUUGAACAACAUGUAAUGUCAGAAACAGAGGGUAGAGGUGUAGAUCUGGUUUUAAAUUCGUUGGCAGAAGAAAAGUUGCAGGCAUCUGUCAGGUGUUUGGCUCAACAUGGUCGAUUCCUUGAAAUUGGAAAAUAUGACUUCUCAAAUAAUAAUCCCUUGGGAAUGGCUGUUUUCUUGAAAAACACUACUUUCCAUGGGGUUCUUCUGGAUGCUCUGUUUGAGAAUAACAGCCCUGAGAAACAGGAAGUGGUGAGACUUGUAAAUGAAGGAAUUUGCAAUGGAGCUGUUCGUCCUUUGCCAGCUACAGUAUUCUCUGACAAUCAAGUGGAACAAGCUUUCCGAUUUAUGGCAUCUGGAAAGCAUAUAGGAAAGGUGCUCUUGAAAAUUAGUGAUGAAGAGAAGCAAGCUGUUGUUAAACCGCAAACUAAGUUGGUGUCUGCAAUUCCUCGCACUUACAUGAAUCCUGAUAAAGCAUUCAUUCUUGUUGGUGGUCUUGGUGGCUUUGGUUUGGAACUUGCAAAUUGGCUUGUAAAUCGUGGUGCCACGAAACUUGUCCUCACUUCUCGAUCUGGAAUUAGAACUGGGUAUCAAGCACUGCGAGUGAGACGCUGGCGUGAAGCUGGCAUUGAAAUCCUAAUUUCCACUCAUAAUGUUACAACUGAGGAGGGAACCACUCUUCUUUUACAAGACUCUGCCAAAUUAGGUCCAAUAGGAGGAAUUUUCAAUUUGGCUGCUGUUUUGCGAGAUUCAUUUUUAGAAAACCUAACUGAAAAAGACUUUCAGACUGUGUGCUUGCCAAAAAUCGAUGGCACGAUUCACCUUGAUAAUGUAUCUCGGAAGCUUUGCCCUGAACUUGAUUAUUUUGUUGUAUUUUCAAGUGUGUCAUGUGGUCGUGGAAAUGCAGGCCAAAGUAACUACGGCCUAGCUAAUUCAGCAAUGGAAAGAUUGUGUGAAGCUCGCCAACUGGCAGGACUUCCAGGCCUAGCUAUUCAGUGGGGAGCUAUUGGAGAUGUUGGAUUAGUUGCCGAAAAUAUGGGAGAUAAUGAUACAGUUGUAGGAGGCACUCUGCCCCAGCGUAUGACAUCCUGCCUGGCAGCUAUGGACUAUUUCCUUCAGCAGCCACAUCCAGUUCUUGCAUCUAUGGUCCUUGCUGAGAAGCGAAAGGGAGGAGAUGGUGGCUCUAAAGUGAGCCUCGUGGAGAGUGUUGCAAACAUCUUAGGAAUAAAGAAUCUCAAGACUGUAAAUGCUCAGGUUUCAUUAGCAGACCUGGGAAUGGACUCUUUAAUGGGAGCAGAAAUAAAACAAACCUUGGAGAGGAAUUACGACUUGGUUUUGAGUGCUCAAGAAAUUCGCUUCCUUACUUUCAAGAGAUUGGUUGAAUUGAGUAGUGGUGAAGUGGACUCCGAAGCAGCCAGUCCUGCAGAGGCAACGGAAAUCCCCUCUGAUAAUAUACAAGUCACUCUUGAGGGAUUAUCAGAAUUGAUGCCAUCUGAAGUAAUAAUUCAGAUUCCAAGUAAAGCACCAAAGAAUUCAUUGAAUCCUGCACUCUUUGUUGUGCACCCUAUUGAAGGAGUGGUAUCCAUGUUACAAAAUUUGCUUGCCCCACUUUCAUGCCCAGUGUGGGGACUCCAAUGUACGGAAAAAGCUCCCCUUGCUUCCAUUCAAGACUUGGCAUCCUUUUACAUAGAGCAAGUGAAAAAGGUCCAACGUAAGGGACCAUACACAUUGUGUGGUUAUUCAUUUGGAGCAUGUGUUGCAUUUGAAAUGGGAAUUCAGUUUGAGAAGAUUGGGGAAAAGGUGUCUUUAGUUCUACUUGAUGGGUCACCAACUUAUGUUGCCACACAUACUGGAAAUUAUAAGUCAAGAGGUGUAGACAAAACUGGAGAAGAAGCUGAUGCUCUGACAUACUUCAUGCAGUUGUUCAAGGAUGUUGAUUUUCAGAAGGUCAAACAAGAAUUGCUCUCACAGCCUUCAUGGGAAAAGAGAUUGGCAAGAUGUACAGAUUUACUUGCAGGUGUGUCUUCAUAUCCCGCUGAUCAGCUAGCAAUGGCUGCAUCCUCAUUCUACCAUAAACUUAAAGCAGCUGAUCAAUACAAACCCAAGACACAUUAUGCAGGAGAUGUCACUCUAGUUAGAGCAGAAGAUAACUAUGUGUCAAUUGGUGAAGAUUAUGGCCUUACUCAAAUUUGUGCACAGAAAGUGAAGAUCUACUCUUUGAAGGGUGACCAUAGAGGAAUCUUGAAAGGUGAAAGUGCAAAUAAGAUUGUAGCCAUUAUUAGUGAUACAAUAGGAAAGGUGUGAAUAUCAUUGAACACAAGUAACCCACCAUCCACACGGCACUGUCAUAAUAUUGAGACCAAAAUGUGAGAGACUCAAAAGAGUGAAAUAUUUUUGUUUUAUUUUAAAUUAAUCCCUUGAAAGUGAGAUUGAAGAGUUUCAAUUACUCUAUGUGGUAUUUCUCUCCUAGUAGUAAAAUAAAAUUUUAUUAAUCAUUAUUUUACUACAUUAAUAGUUUAUAUUACUUAAAAAUAUUUAAGUAAAAUAAAAGUAUACGUAUGUACUUAUUGUACGUGCUUUAGAGAAUUUACCAUUACCUUCCAAAUGCAGAUGUAAUUUUGAUGUACUCUUUGCUAUCUUACAUGGAAAUUCAAUUGUAAAUUUGAGGAGUGUAUUUUUCUCUAUAUUCAAUUCUUAAACUAAAUAUACUUAAAUUCAUUUUUUGUUUAGUUUAUAUAGCUACUUCGUUGGUGCAAUCUAUUCCAGUUAUUUUAUUAUGAAUACUCAGUAGAAAUAUAUCUGUAAAUCACCAGUUCAAGGUAGUUCACAAAAAUAAUUGUGAUUAGUCUUGUGUUCUGCUUGCACAACUAGAAAUUAAUUUUAAGUCAUUUCAUGCAAUAAUACAAUGAAGGUAAUUGAGUGGAAACUCAUAGGGUAUUGUUUUUCUAUUCUUUGCUCUCUGGGACACUUCAUGCAUUUAUAAAAUUAAAUGUACUAUUUGUAUAGAUAAGUUCUAUUUUGUAAAUAUUUUUAUUUAUUUAUUACUUUACAUUGUUCAUAGUUUGAUUGUAUUGCUAUUUCUGAGAUGCUGUUUUUGUGAAUACAAUAAAUAAUAAUCUACAUCUUUAUCUCCUGUAUUAUCUACCUUAAAUAAUUACUUUUUCUGAAAUUAUUUUACACUUUAUCUUCUGACUAAUUUUUCUGCAAAUUUUCUGCAGUUUACACAAUCUGUUUGUGACAAUUCUGUACAUAUCAACUUAAAUUCUAGUUUGCCUGCUUUUGUUUAUGUGUAUAUUUGAGAAUUUAAACGGAAUAUAAUAGUAAAAUUGUUUCAUUAUUGGAUAUAAUAAAAUAAAAUGUCUGAACUAAAUGAUUUUUGUAGGGUUUUUUUUUUUUUUUUUUU